Molecule: messenger RNA, 1092 nt
Organism: Gilbertella persicaria
Lineage: Eukaryota; Fungi; Mucoromycota; Mucoromycetes; Mucorales; Choanephoraceae
Product: protein-tyrosine phosphatase-like protein
Exons: 1
Coding region: 45-983 (312 amino acids)
Biological process (GO): protein dephosphorylation; negative regulation of MAPK cascade
Cellular component (GO): cytoplasm
Molecular function (GO): protein tyrosine/threonine phosphatase activity; MAP kinase tyrosine/serine/threonine phosphatase activity
Source: RefSeq, a predicted model, not a curated record
UUUUUUUUAAUUAUUCUCUUUUCUUCUUUAUAUAUACACAAAUCAUGAACAAUACAUAUGCUAAUACAAAGAGAUUAUCACUCUCUGCUAUUGCACCUUCUACAUCGACUUCAAGUGGAUUAGCCAAUCGUCGUGCCAAGAGAAACAACAAGAAUCUUUCUUUAUGCUUAACACCAGAAGCAACAAAAAGCCUUUUCGCCGAGCCAAUCAAGACAGCCACAAUUCAACAAAAAGACAAUCUGAAUGCGUAUCCAUUAGGUCCAGCCAAAAUCAUGCCUUACCUGUAUCUAGGCAACGAGAAGAAUACACUGGACUUGGAUCAUUUAAAGUAUCUUAAUAUUCAAGCUAUUUUAAAUGUGGCUGCUGAAGUCAAUAAUCCAUACGACCACCUAUUUCAAUCUAUGGAUGAUAUGGUCAGUAGAGAAGUAACACCUUCACCCUCACUAUCCAAAGCAUCUUCUAUCAGUACAGCAUCCAGUAUUUCUACUUUGAAUGAUUGUCCUAUCAACGAGACAGUCAUUGCUUAUCAAAAAUUACCAUGGGAACACCAUCAAGACAAUUUGGUACAUGAACUUGCUAAAGCCAUCGAUAUCAUUGAUCGUGCUCGUUCUGCCGGUCAGAAUGUGCUUGUACACUGUCAAUGUGGGGUUGCUCGUUCUGCUACUGUGAUUAUUGCUUAUGUGAUGAAGACACUCAAGAUGCCUAUGCAAGAGGCUUAUGAUCAUGUCAAGAACUUGGCUCCUGCUAUCAAUCCCAACCUCAGCCUCUUGUUCCAACUCAGGGAAUUUGAGCAACAAUUAAAUCAGCCAGAAAACAAUGGUUUCUUAUCCCGGGCUUCUUCUAUUUGCAAGUCAGGUACUUGGAAGCGUAAAUUAUCAAAGUCCAUCUUUACACAACAACCUCAAGAUCAUCAAAUUGAAUGGUGGAAAUCUAAAAAAGUCUCUUUGGAUUUAAAUGAAAAUAAUUCUUCUGUUUGUUAUUAAUUUCCCUCUCUUCUUUGUGUAGAUAUAAAAAAAAUACCUUUUUUAUAUACGUGUAUCUAAUUUUUACCCCCUUCUUUCUUUUUUCUUUUUACUUUUUUUUUUUAUAUAU